CUGAAUAUUACCUGGGAAAAAGAUAACAAACAUUGAGCAACCUCCGUAACUCGUACACUUAGCUUUGUCGGUCGACUGAAUAGCCGACAUUUUAUAUAUUUUUAUUCUCCCAAAGGGGCAAGGAAGAGGAUUAUGUUGGUUUGUAAAGAUGACUUACUCCCAGAAGCUCUACCAUAGAGUCCGAGAGUACCUGAUCACAUCCACAGAUGAUCGUCUCCAUGGCGACAACUCGUCCAGUGGGGCAGCCCCUACGUUCUGGAUGUUCACGCUGCCCCAGGCUCCAUCUAACAGCUAUGAUGAGGUUUAUCCGGGUAUAUUCAUGGGGGACAUGCAAUUAGUGCGUGACAAGGCCCACCUUAAAGAGCUGGGUAUCACUCACAUGGUCAACUGUUCACAGGGUAAAGGACCACGGGAGACGGACACAGAUGCCCGCUUCUACCGUGAUGCUGGCAUCAAGUUUCACGGCAUGAAGGCUGUUGACUCACCCACGUUCAACAUGAUGCCUUUCUUUAAAGCUGCUGUAGACUUCAUUGACAAGGCCUUAAAGUCUGAUGGCAAAGUGUUUGUUCACUGUUUCAAAGGGGUAAGUAGAUCGGCGACCAUUGUUAUUGCAUAUUUGAUGCUGAAAUGUAACAUGAAUAUCCUGGAAGCUGUGCGCGCUGUACGGCCAAAACGGAAAAUACACCCCAACGACGGCUUCAUUCGUCAGCUGUGCUUUCUGAACAGAGAUUUGUAUGGCGGGGACGAUUGAACAGUUGUGGCCACUAUACAAACUAUUGUCAAAUGCUUGGAACAGAUUGUUUUACUUGUGCAAUGACCAAAUUAAUUUAAUAACUUAGCAUUUAUCUCAGGUUUAUGACUUGGCGUCCAUGACAUUAUGUAAUUCAGAGUUAUUUUAUAUAUAUAUUGAUCUCUGCUCUUAAUUUACUAGUCCAAGAGUAGAUAUGAGUACAGUUGAAAAUGUCCCUAUAUUUUGUGAUGAUGUAUUGUUGAAAGCAGACAGGGGGCUGCUUUAUUAAGUAUUGUAAUGCGAUUUCUUUAGGACAAAUUUUCAACAGUGCAAGCUUAGAAACAUUUAUUAUUGAAAAUCUCUCCAAGUAAGGAAAUCCCUCCUAAGAUUGUAAGAUUCUUAAUAAAAUUGUCCCCAGGCCAGUAUUCAUAAAAUGUUACGUGUCUUUUCCUAACAAGUCAAUUUUUAUUUUUUAUUUUAUUGUCAAAUAAAAGGUGUUUAAAUUUUUUAACACAAGAGUGUACAUUAGUAACUGAAUUUAAAAUAUUUCAAACCCUAUGAACUAAUCAUAUCAAAUGACCAGUGAGUUACAGACAUUGGAAACAUGACUGGAGUUAGGAAAUGACUUAAAGUAUUAUUAUGAAUACCAGAGUCAAAAACUUAUAUUAAGUUUGGUCUUGUUAAGCACUCGUUAAGGCAAUAAUGAAUGAUCUAAUUGGUUGUUUAAUGAUGGAAUAUUGAAAUUCAAAUAUGAUGGUUUACGUGUAAGCAUAAGAAUAAUACUACAUUGUGUAAAUUAAGGAUUAGGAAAUUCAUGAAUUAAGUUUUUUUGUUUACAUGCAAAUGUGAAAUGUAAAGAAUGAUUUAUAACUUGAUAAGUUUUAUAUUGAUUGUGGAUAUUUUAUUAAGACCAGUGAGAAAACAUUCCAAGACCCGAGUGUUUGUGGCUUCAAAUAUGGGUUUUUGUGUUAGCUAAUUCAAACUAGGUAUUAGAUUUGUAUAGAAGUUAGUGUGAUUUUGUCAAUAUUGAUAUUUUGUGCUUGAUCUGCAUCAAAGUGAAUCUAAAAUUUAUGAUUAUAUUGUCCUACAUGUCUGAGAUUCUUUGGUAAACAGAUGUUUUAUUGAUAUGUUAAUGUUUUGUCAACAUCAUGAAAACAUUCACUUAAAUGUAUUUUUCUGCUCAUUUGUUAGAAAUGCACCAUAUGUUCCAGAAGAAGCUAUUUUGAUAUGAAGUUUAAAAAUAAACAUCUUUGUUAUCUACGUAAUUGUGUAUUAUCGAUACUGGUACAUUGUUUUAGCCUGUAAACCAUACACAAGGUUUGGUUGAAAAAACUGAUACCUCAGGCAUAACAGAGUAAUAACCACAUAUUUUACAUGUACAUCAGUUUUUCUUACAUAUUUAUUUAUAUAUACAUACGCAAUUAUAAUUGCACAAUACUGUGAACUUGUAUAUAUGUUUCCUAACUUACAAGUUUUAUUUUACCAUGCUUUGUUUCAGGGGAACUUAAAUAGUUUUAAACUUUGUUUAACAAGCUCAAACAAACAUACUUGAAUAUAUACCACCAUAUACCAGCAUACGGUAUACAAACAUAUAUCAACAUAUUCCAACUUACACCAACAUGUACCAACCUAUUUCAACUUAUACCAAACAUGUACCAACCUAUUUCACUUAUACCAAACAUGUACCAACCUAUUUCAACUUCUACCAAACAUGUACCAACCUAUUUCAACUUAUACCAAACAUGUACCAACCUAUUUCAACUUAUACCAAACAUGUACCAACCUAUUUCAACUUAUACCAAACAUGUACCAACCUAUUUCACUUAUACCAAACAUGUACCAACCUAUUUCAACUUAUACCAAACAUGUACCAACCUAUUUCACUUAUACCAAACAUGUACCAACCUAUUUCAACUUAUACCAAACAUGUACCAACCUAUUUCAACUUAUACCAAACAUGUACCAACCUAUUUCAACUUAUACCAAACAUGUUCCAACCUAUUUCACUUACACCAAACAUGUACCAACCUAUUUCAACUUAUACCAAACAUGUACCAACCUAUUUCAACUUAUACCAAACAUGUACCAACCUAUUUCAACUUAUACCAAACAUGUACCAACCUAUUUCAACUUAUACCAAACAUGUACCAACCUAUUUCAAUAUAUACCAAACAUGUACAAACCUAUUUCAAUAUAUACCAAACAUGUACCAACCUAUUUCAAUAUAUACCAAACAUGUACCAACCUAUUUCAAUAUAUACCAAACAUGUACAAACCUAUUUCAAUAUAUACCAAACAUGUACAAACCUAUUUCAAUAUAUACCAAACAUGUACAAACCUAUUUCAAUAUAUACCAAACAUGUACAAACCUAUUUCAAUAUAUACCAAACAUGUACAAACCUAUUUCAAUAUAUACCAAACAUGUACAAACCUAUUUCAAUAUAUACCAAACAUGUACAAACCUAUUUCAGUAUAUACCAAACAUGUACAAACCUAUUUCAGUAUAUACCAAACAUGUACAAACCUAUUUCAAUAUAUACCAAACAUGUACAAACCUAUUUCAACUUAUACCAAACAUGUACCAACCUAUUUCAACUUAUACCAAACAUGUACAAACCUAUUUCAACUUAUACCAAACAUGUACCAACCUAUUUCAAUAUAUACCAACAUAUCACUAUUUCCUUUUGCUCAGGAUUGUUUCUCUCAGACAAAAUGUGCCUUUACAGUUCUUUAAACAAGAAUAUUGUUUUAUUUUAUUGCUCAUAUUAUCAUACUUAUAAUAAUUAUAAUACUCAUACUCUCAUGCUAGUAUAUCAAGGUUCUACUUAAAUGUAAUGAAAUUGGGUAUCAGACUGGUUUAAAGCCUGCUGUAAUCUAAUCAACUAUUACUAGUAAUCGCCUUAUGGUCUGGUAAAUAAAACUGAUCUCUUUAAAAUUGCUAGAAUGCCAUAUUGAUUGUUAUGAAAGCCUGUCAUAAAGAUUGACACAAAUAACUGUAACUGAUGUUUGGUUGUAAAAGUAAUCAUUCAUGGUCUGCCCCAUCUAAAAGGCCUCAUAAAGAUUGAUACAAAUAACUGUAACUGAUGUUUGGUUGUAAAAGUAAUCAUUCAUGGUCUGCCCCAUCUAAAAGGCCUCAGAGAGGUUAUUGUAUGGGAGAUAUAAAUUUUCAAGAUAAUUUUUAUGUUUGAUUUAUAUUGAUUGACCAUUAUAUGUUAAGAUAGCAUUUUUGGCGUAAUGACUCUCCUGUAUUAAAUGAUGUAUAAAAUGAAGGUGAGAACAAACAAUAACCUCACUAUGAGUAUAUAACAAUUUGGUUCAUUUGUUUCUUAAAUAACAUUAUGCCUAUAUCAUAAAAAGACUCUCGGUGAAAGCUUUAAAAAUAUUUCAAACUUAAAAUUCUAUAGCUAUAAAAUGAUACUUGACUGGUUGCAAAUUUGUGUUUUGUUCUUAACAAUAAUACAAUGAUAGUGCUCCAUGAAUCAGCAGAUUAAAAAUGCAUGUACAUAUUUAUUGGUUAAUUGGACCAUGUACUUUUCCCCUGACUAAGUGUCAUCAUUGUUAGGGUUAUAUUUUUCUAAAAACCUUAUAUCUCUUCUGUGAUAAUUGAUUGACAACCACCACAUUUUGGCCAAACAUAGGCUUGUAUAAAUAUACCAUGAUCAUGAUUCAUGUGUUUGUACUUAGUUUUCAAUGACUGUGUGGUUACCUCAACAUGACCAAUGACCAUAUGUUGAUGUUUGCCUAACGUAUGUUGUUUUGUGGCAUUGUGUGUGGCUUUAUUCAGUGUUUGUUGGUGUUUCAUCCUUGUGGCUUUAAAAAAAAAUGUUGGUAAAAUGUUAGGCUGGUGGGUUUGUUCCAGAUAGUUUCAAUAUGAAGCCAAAAUGUCAACCUUAAAGUGUUUUGAUUGUUUCAUCUAGGAAAGUUUUACAUCAUGAUCAAGGUAUUUGUAUUCAAUGUUGUGAACAUAGUACCUAAUAAUACAUGUAUGUUGUCAGAAAUAGUGAAACAAAUAUGUAUACGAAAUCAUGUGUAGAUAACACAGAAGAAUGUAAUGCCCCCUAGUGAUUUUCUGUUUAUUUUACCUUCAUGUAGGGCCUAAUAAUGGUGAUUUAUCAACCCAAGUAUUUGCCAGGUACCUAUAUACAAGGAGAGAGCUUCUAUGUACAUAAAACCAAAAAAAAAAAUGAAUUCAGUUGCUGUUAAAUGGCUGUAUUAUGCAGUUUCUUUUUGAUUGAGAAAACGUAAAAGGUUUUAUAAGUAUGCAUGAAUGCUAUAUUUUUUCCAAUGAAAUUAUGCUAGAUCUGUGUGUUUUAAGUAUUUCCACCUCAUAUUUACUAAACAGUAAUUGUGCAAUACACUGCUGAUGGGGUCUGUAAUUGUUUACAUUUGUGCCAAAGCAAAGUGAAGGAUAUUCGAAUCUGUCAUGUCAGCGGUAAUUAUCAUAAUUGUUAUUCUGAAAUUUACAGCUACUGUAUCAGUAUGCUUAUGAUUUAUGUUUAUAUUUGUUACUCAUUUAUUUUGUUGAUACUACAUUGUAGUAGUUAUUCUAGUUAUUUUAUUCAAUUUGCUCAACUUGUAAGGUGUAAAAAAAUGUUUUUGUUUUCCCAACUUCUAUAUUUUUUUGCCCCAACCCUAAACCUUUCUAUUGCCUUGACAAAUAUCUUUUAUUGAUUUUUUUGCUAUUCAAAGAUAAAAAUGAAAUGUUUUUGGCUUUAACCAAUACAUGUGAUACUAAUACUGAUGGAAAAGAUGUUCUUCUUAUAUCAUUGUCAGUGUUCGGUAACUACAAAUGUUUGCCUUAUAAAAGAAAAUAGAAAAAUACCUUUUGGGGCAUGAAACUGCAAACACACAUAAUAUGUUUUAUGCCUAAGUAUAGGGAUUGAGCAAGUUAUCAUGUUGCUUAUUUUGUUCUGUAAUGUCAAUAAUGUGCUUAUUCAACAUUAAUAAUUCAGACAUAUAGACCAUAUGAUGAAACAAAGUUGUCCCCCACUAUACAUGGAUGGAUAAUUAAUGCUCUGUUCCACAGGACUAAAGACCUGAGGUUCACUAUGAUAAUACCUUAAUAGUUGCAUAACUUUCAAAAAUUGUUUUGCCAAUGAACUGAAUUAAAUGUAAAGAAAAUUGAUGAUGUAUUACACAAAUUUGCAACUGCCUUGUGUUUUUUUUAACUCACUUGUUGUUUAGUUUAUGUUGCUGAUAUAGUUUACAAUUGUCAAUAAGAACAGAAUGGCCUUAUAAAAUAGCAAUCAACUUUGGCAAUGCAUAUAUUUAUGAUUAAUUUAUGAUGUCAAAUAAAAAUAUCCAUGUGAAGCAAUCCUAGACUCAUUUAGAUUUAUCUUCUCUUGGAAUAUAAACUAGAUAUUGUAUACAGAAAUAUUUUUUAUUGAUUCGUUGACUAAUGUUCACUAAUUUGUGACAAGACUGUUACUUUGAGGGUAUAUAUUGUCUAUGUCCUAAUAUGACAAGACUGUUACUUUGAGGGUAUAUAUUGUCUAUGUCGUAAUAUGGCAAGACUGUUACUUUGAGGGUAUAUAUUGUCUAUGUCGUAAUAUGACAAGACUGUUACUUUGAGGGUAUAUAUUGUCUAUGUCGUAAUAUGGCACAGAUCAUUAGAUACUAUCUCCCACUUAAAAUGUUCAAGGUUUGAGACCAACCAAGGGUACUUUUAAGCUCAUCUGUUUUCAUAGAAAGAGUUGAGGUAUUAUCACAGCCUUGGUGUUGAAAACAAUUGUCAAGUAAUACCUCUUGUGCCACUAAAAACCAGGCACGCUUUGGCUCUCACUCCUAGCUAGGUGCUGUUGUUGUGGCGCUUGACAUCAGUAAUAGUUUUAUCCCAUGAAUUAGAACCGAUCUUCAUUCAUACAACUGAAAAAUAAAUUGUUCCUUAAUUAAUUAGAUAUAAAGUCUUUUACUUGGUCAACAUUCAGUCUACUUGGCUUGUCCCUCUAGACUCCAGGCCCUAAUUUCUCGAAACUUCUUAAGCUUAACAGGCUUAAGUCGCUUAUUUCAAUUAGCCAAAAUACAUACUGAAAAUGGAUUUUGGUAAAUGAAAAAUGGUUUAUUCUGAUAAUCAUACAGAUUAUUCCUACAUAAUUUCUAAAAAUUCUUGAAGAAGUAAAUAUAACACAUUUUAUAGAACAACAAAAAUAGUGAGAUUAGCUUAAUCUUGUUAUAAAGGACUUAAGAAGUUUCGAGAAAUUAGGGCCAGUGUAUUGUCAAAAUAUAAUGUCAAGAACUUUGUCAGAUUUGGAUUUUGCUGUUGUUAUUAAUUGUGUUAUGUCUCAAAGAAUCGUACUCAAGUAUAGAUUAGAUAUCAAGUAUAGAUUCGUACUCAAGUAUAGAUUAGAUAUCAAGUAUAGAUUAGAUAUCAAGUAUAGAUUAGAUAUCAAGUAUAGAUUAGAUAUUAUAUUAUUAUCUGUGAUAAUUAAGAAGUCACAUUCUGUUAUAUUUGUAGACUGAUUAAUGUUUGUAAAAUUUACUGCCUAUUGUGUGAGCUUUUGUAGUUUUAUAGAACUUUAUAUGUCGUGAAUAUUUUUGCUUCAAUAUUGCAUUUAUUUUGACCUGAUUUUACAGGUGUACCAAGUCAAUCAUCAUGUUGAUGCAACAGACUUACACUGCAUUAUCAUAUACAGAUGAAAUUAGUUGAUAUUUUGUUUGCAUUUACAUGAUCUUGUAGGGCUUUAUUGAUGCUUGUCAAGUAUGCAAACUACAUGUAGUAAUAGAUGCUUAUUGUGAUGUAUGUUGAUAUUGUAAAUUAAAGUUGUAAAGUUCUACAAA
Molecule: messenger RNA, 7507 nt
Organism: Mya arenaria
Lineage: Eukaryota; Metazoa; Mollusca; Bivalvia; Myida; Myidae
Product: dual specificity protein phosphatase 3-like
Exons: 4
Coding region: 149-751 (200 amino acids)
Biological process (GO): negative regulation of MAPK cascade; protein dephosphorylation
Cellular component (GO): cytoplasm
Molecular function (GO): MAP kinase phosphatase activity; protein tyrosine/serine/threonine phosphatase activity
Source: RefSeq, a predicted model, not a curated record